AUGAGCGGUUCCAGGUAUCGCGUGGUCGACAUCCAGUUCCGUGACAGCCUCGACCGGAGGAGCCUCCGUCUGUCUCGCUUAGACUUUCGCAACUCAGUCUCAACCAGCUCCUUGUCACAGUCACAGACUUCCAUGCCUCCGACUCUACCUUCUCCAUCUUUACUAUCCAGCGGCAGCGACAUGGACGAGUUUGAUUAUACUAAUUGGGAUAUAGCUACCGCUACCGCCAAUGGCUCCGCCACGGCGCUCCCAGAGAAGGCUACUUCCCCCGUCCCCAGCAACUCCAGCAAGGCCACCUCGCCUUUUGUUGAAAGAAGCAACCCGAUGGGUGGUGCUACCAAUCCCCAGACCGUCACCUCCAAGGACCCCAAAGCCGCUGCCCAGGCUGCUUCAGACAUGCGCAACGUGGUCCGCCGCAAGUUGACUGGAUACGUUGGCUUUGCCAACCUGCCCAACCAGUGGCACCGCAAGAGUGUUCGCAAGGGUUUCAACUUCAACGUUAUGGUUGUUGGUGAAUCUGGCCUCGGAAAGUCGACCUUGAUCAACACUCUGUUCAACACCUCGCUCUACCCCCCCAAGGAACGCACGGGUCCCAGUGCCGACAUCAUCCCCAAGACCGUCUCGAUCCAAUCCAUCAGCGCCGACAUUGAGGAGAACGGAGUCCGUCUCCGCCUGACCGUCGUCGACACUCCUGGCUUCGGAGACUUUGUCAACAACGAUGACUCGUGGAGACCCAUUGUCGAGAAUAUCGAGCAACGCUUCGAUGCCUACCUCGAGGCUGAGAACAAGGUCAACCGCAUGAACAUUGUUGACAACCGUGUUCACGCCUGCGUUUACUUUAUCCAGCCCACCGGUCACUCCCUCAAGCCCCUCGACAUUGAGGUCAUGCGCCGCCUGCACACCAAGGUCAACUUGAUCCCUGUCAUUGCCAAGGCCGACACUCUGACCGACGAGGAGAUUGCCCAAUUCAAGCAAAGAAUCCUUGCCGACAUUCAGUACCACUCUAUUCAGAUCUUCGAAGGUCCUCGCUACGAGCUUGACGACGAAGAGACCAUCGCCGAGAACCAGGAGAUCAUGUCCAAGGUUCCCUUUGCCGUUGUCGGUGCAAAUGCUGAAGUGUCCAGCCCCGAUGGACGCAAGGUCCGUGGCCGUCGCUACCCCUGGGGUGUGAUUGAGGUCGACAACGAGGAACACUGCGACUUUGUCAAGCUGCGCCAGAUGCUGAUCCGCACCCACAUGGAGGAGCUCAAGGAGCACACCAACAACAGCUUGUACGAGAACUACCGCUCUGACAAGCUCACCCAAAUGGGUGUCGCCCAGGACCCGAGCGUCUUCAAGGAGGUCAACCCGGCCGUCAAACAGGAGGAGGAACGCGCCCUGCACGAGCAGAAACUUGCCAAGAUGGAGACGGAAAUGAAGAUGGUCUUCGAGCAAAAGGUCCGCGAAAAGGAAAGCAAGCUGAAACAGAGCGAGGACGAACUGUAUGCUCGUCACCGCGAGAUGAAGGAGCAACUAGAGCGGCAGAGACAAGAGCUCGAAGACAAGAAAGUUCGGUUCGAGAGUGGACGGCCUAUCGAAGAGAAAGGCAAGCGGAAAGGAUUCUCGCUCCGCUAG
Talaromyces rugulosus is the source of this 1614-nucleotide messenger RNA. RefSeq lists its product as uncharacterized. NCBI's taxonomy places the organism in Eukaryota, Fungi, Ascomycota, Eurotiomycetes, Eurotiales, Trichocomaceae. The record is from RefSeq and is a predicted model, not a curated record. The transcript has 3 exons. Gene Ontology annotation, molecular function: GTPase activity; GTP binding; molecular adaptor activity. The coding region runs from base 1 to 1614 and encodes 537 amino acids. Gene Ontology annotation, cellular component: microtubule cytoskeleton; cytosol; septin complex. Gene Ontology annotation, biological process: cytoskeleton-dependent cytokinesis.